This is a messenger RNA of Bursaphelenchus okinawaensis, 711 nucleotides long. Lineage: Eukaryota; Metazoa; Nematoda; Chromadorea; Rhabditida; Aphelenchoididae. The record is from the annotation of a GenBank genome assembly.
AUGAAGAAUAAAUGUGGAGACAAAAGUUUUAAAACCUGCUAUGCUUCGUGUUUUUGGGAGAACUUGAUCAUAAUAAUUGCAAAUGUUCACAUCAUGGAUUUGAUGGCGGACUUUGUCUUCGGCAAAUCUAUCUACCACGUUAUUCCAUGGAUAACUAGAUGGGUUUCUAAUCGCGAACGACUUUCUGAGGUAAUUUUUAUGGGAUUUUACAUUUCCUUGCUUCCAUUUUCAAUCUAAUCUAUAAAUCUUGUUUUAACCAGCUCAAAAACUACGAUUAAAGUAAAGUUAAAAACCAUAUUGUUACAGGAAAUGUUGUGUGUAACCGAUACCAUGCUCAACGAUACCUCUACGCCAGUUGUUUUCAUUGACUUUGAUUACAAAGCGUUCUACCUCACCUUGACAACAUUUGUUUUGUAUUUUGGUGGAGUAGCAAUUGGAUGUGCUUUGUGUCUUAUUACUUUGAUCAAAACAGUUAUUACGUUAUACUCAGUGGGAAGAGAUCGCUCUCUAACAUACGACAUUGAGGAGUUUGAUCAGUACAGUAAAAGAAAUACAAGUUGGGUUGAUUUGGAUUUGAAGUACAUGAUCUCAACUCUCGAUGACAAAGAGAAGAAUUUGAUGAAGAUGACAAUUCAGGAGUUCUUGGCCGGAGAGCAGGAAGAUGAUCUCCGCAAACCGAUUCUUGAUAUUCGUGUUGACUCUAACUAUUAA